This is a messenger RNA of Chara braunii, 1249 nucleotides long. NCBI's taxonomy places the organism in Eukaryota, Viridiplantae, Streptophyta, Charophyceae, Charales, Characeae. The record is from the annotation of a GenBank genome assembly.
UGCAGUUCCGAGUCCAAGCCCCACCGCAUCACCUGCGGCCGGGGGCGGGGUGUGGGAUUCGCUAGGUAUGGGCGCCGGUGCACGAGUGAGAGGCACUUACAGGCAGCAGGCGGUGACCUCGUAUUACAACGACCCGCUGGAGCACGCAUGGCACUUGCAGAUCAUGCAAUUCAUUGUCGAGAGCGGCAUGCCGUUCAACUGUGUGAAGCUUGAGAGCUUCAAAUGCAUGUUGACGUUGAUCAUCCCGCCUGGGGUUCCAGGAGUCCCCAUCCCAAAACCACCAACGUAUCACAUGAUCCGUACGACACUUUUGGAUGAGCUUGAUGUGGAAGUCCAAAAGUCUGUGAAACCUGUCCUCGCUACCGCAGCUACCUACGGUUGCACGAUAAUGACAGACGGUUGGACCAACAUUCGGGGCCAAACGUUGUGCAACUAUCUCGUCGGCACUACACGGGGCGCCACAUACGUCGCGACAGAUGUUAUGCGAGGAAAGAAGGAUGCCACUGCUCUGGCGCAGGCUUGGCUGCGAAGGUUGAAGUCCCUUGACAUCAAGGUCGCCGACAUCACCGCUUUCGUCACAGACUCUGCCAGUUCGAACGUUUCUGCGAUGGGGGUGUUCCAGAAGGAUGAGAGUGUCAAGCACAUCUUCUGGAUUCCUUGUGUGGCACACGUCAUGGACCUCAUCCUUGAGGACAUCGGCGACAUUGACUGGGUGGCGAUCCGCAUUGCCCAGGCGCGUUUGGUCACAAAGUUUUUCAAGCGUCAUAGCCAYGCUCGCGAAGUUUUGCAAGCUUUCACGACGAAGGCUCUGCUGCUUCCCGCCGAGACUCGCUUCUGUACGCAUGUGAUUAUGAUGCGACGACUUCUUCUGCUGCAAUCGCAUCUUAUGCAGGUGGUCGUUGAUGAUCGAUGGAAGGACACUUUUUGGUCAACGAAGAAGAUUCGAGACGACGCCGCGGCGGUCACAGCAUGUGUCGGUUGUCCGCAAUGGUGGGAGGAUAUGAGAACGCUGUGCAAGUUAUUGGAUCCCAUCAUGGACAUGCUGCAGAUGGUGGACAGCGACACGAGGCAGAUUGGCAAGAUUCUGCGUCGGUACGACGAGAUGAUCCCGCGUUGUUUGUCUGCAUGUGCCGCUUUGGAGAAGGACGAGUAGGACGCGCCGCUUGAAGUGUUUCACAGAUGCCGCACCAUGCUCAAGUCGCCUGCUCAUGUUGCUGCCAUGAUGUUGGACCCCKAGUUUCGAGACCGC